This is a messenger RNA of Durio zibethinus, 2620 nucleotides long. Lineage: Eukaryota; Viridiplantae; Streptophyta; Magnoliopsida; Malvales; Malvaceae. The record is from RefSeq and is a predicted model, not a curated record.
UAUUUCCAUUUCAUCCCUAUUAUAGUCUCUCUUUAUGGACAGUGACACUGUCCCAAGGGGCAUGGUCUUAUGGAUACAGGCUAGAUGGCCUUGAGGUAUUUUGUGUGUGUUUGUAGGGGCCAAAUUGAAGACAUUGAUGUGGACUCCCAUUACAGGUAGUUCUGGACUUUUAGUCCAAUUACAAACUAGUAAUUAAAAUUGUGGAAAGCACCAAACAUUUUUUGUAAUUAAGUGAAGUACCCAAUAAGUUUUUGAAAACCAAAGAUUAGUGUCUCACUUCCCUGCCAUGAACUUUCCUAAACCAUGCAGUUUUGGAAAGCUCAUGCUAAAGGACUCUAAAUCCUUGGCCAAAAUAAUCCAAAACUUAGCCCAAACCAAACAAUUACUCAAAGGAAAACAACUUCAUUCUCAGCUAAUCUCAUCUGGGUAUCCACUAUGCACUUUUUUAACCAACCAUCUCCUUAACAUGUACUCAAAAUGUGGUCAAUUAGACUACUCAGUCAAACUGUUUGAGAAAAUGUCUGAAAGAAACUUGGUUUCUUGGACUGCUAUGGUAACUGGGUUUUCUCAGAACUUACAUUACUUAGAAGCCAUAACAACUUUUUCCCAAAUGAGAAUUGCUGGGGAAAACCCGACCCAAUUUGCCUUUUCGAGUGUUAUUAAAGCUUGUGCUUCUGUUGGGUUGGUUGAAUUUGGGAAGCAAAUGCAUUGCCUUGCAUUGAAAUUUGGGUUCGGUUUGGAUAUUUUUGUUGGUAGCAAUUUGGUUGAUAUGUAUUCAAAGUGUGGAGUUAUGCUUAAUGCUUAUAAAGUUUUCCAAGAGAUGGAGUGUAAAGAUAAGGUCUUGUGGACUGCUUUGAUCGAUGGAUAUGCAAAGAAUGGUCUUUUUAAGGAUGCAUUGUUGGCUUAUAAGAAGAUGGUUAAUGAGGGGAUUGCUAUUGAUAAAUUUGUUCUUUGUAGUACUUUAAGUGCUUGUGCAGCAUUAAAGGUUUUAGAUUUUGGGAAAUAUCUUCAUUCAGUUAUGGUGAAGAAGGGGUUUGACUUGGAGAUUUCUGUGGGAAAUGCUCUUACUGAUAUGUACUCAAAAGUGGGAGACAUGGAUAGUGCCUCAAAUGUGUUUGGAAUUGACUCUGAGUGUAGAAAUACCGUGUCUUGUUCUUCAUUGAUUGAUGGAUAUGUUGAGAUGGAUCGAAUGGAGGACGCUUUAAGUGUUUUUGUUGAGCUGCGGAGGCAAGGAAUUCAAUCUAAUGAAUUCACUUUCUCAAGUUUGAUCAAGGCUUGUGCUAGCCAAGCUGCACUUGAGCAGGGAACACAGCUACAUGCUCAAGUGAUUAAAUUCAAUUUUGAUGGAAACCCUUUUGUUUCUUCAGUUCUUGUUGAUAUGUAUGGAAAAUGUGGGUUGGUUGAUGAUUCUAUUUGGAUAUUUGAUGAAAUUGAAAAUGCAACCGAAAUUGCAUGGAAUUCAAUGUUAAGUGUGUUUGCUCAGCAUGGUUUAGGAAAAGAUGCCAUAGAAUUUUUUAACAGGAUGAAAAAUGUAGGAGUGGAACCAAAUGCAAUAACGUUUGUCAGUCUUCUAAGAGGCUGUAGUCAUUCUGGCUUAUUGGAGGAAGGGUUAAGUUUGUUUAAUGCUAUGGAGAAGACUUAUGGAAUAGUGCCUAGAGAAGAGCAUUACUCUUGUGUUAUUGACUUACUUGGUCGUGCUGGACAGCUUAAAGAAGCUGAAGAUUUUAUAAACAAAAUGCCAUUUGAACCUAAUGCGUUUGGAUGGUGUUCUUUCCUUGGAGCUUGCAAGAUCCAUGGUGAUAAGGAGAGAGGUAAACUUGCAGCAGAAAAAUUGAUGGAGCUUGAACCUGAUAAUAGUGGAGCUCCAGUUUUGCUUUCAAAUAUUUAUGCUAAGGAGCAGCAAUGGGAAGAUGUGAGAACAUUGAGGAAGAUGAUGCAAGAUGGUAAUAUAAAGAAACUACCAGGUUAUAGCUGGGUUGAUGUUGGAAAUAGAACUCAUAUUUUUGGAGUUGAAGACUGGUCUCAUCCUCAAAAGAAAGCAAUUUAUGAGAAGCUUGAUUCUCUUUCGGAUGAGAUAAAGAAGGCUGGAUAUGUCCCUUGCACGGAUUCCAUUCCCUUGGAUAUGGAUGUUGGUGUGAAGGAGAAGAUACUUCAGCAUCACAGUGAGAGAAUCGCCAUUGCAUUUGCACUAAUAAGCAUGCCAAGUGGGAAGCCAAUCAUUGUAAAGAAAAAUUUAAGGGUCUGUGUUGAUUGCCACUCUGCAAUUAAGUACAUAUCUAAGGUGAUUGGAAGAAAAAUUAUUGUGAGGGACAACAGUAGAUUCCAUCAUUUCUCAGAUGGCUUAUGUUCAUGUGGAGAUUUCUGGUAAGGUUUUGACAACUUCAAGUUUUGCCAACAAAUUCAUGCACUUGACCAAGUAGUAUGCUCAGCCAACAUGUUAUAUUAACCAGCUGCUCUCGCAUUAAUACUGGAGAUUGCUGAGGCUAUAUGCCUAUAUGAGUGAGAGCAGUUGAAAUUGAACGAUCUUUUCAACAAAGUUUACGAGUAUGAUGAUUCUUGCACUGAGGAAUGCAACUCAACUAACCCAUAAAGCACAACAUGGGGAAAAUAGUUUCCUUUU